This is a messenger RNA of Biomphalaria glabrata, 8187 nucleotides long. Its product is annotated as zwei Ig domain protein zig-8-like. The record is from RefSeq and is a predicted model, not a curated record. The coding region runs from base 1073 to 2173 and encodes 366 amino acids. NCBI's taxonomy places the organism in Eukaryota, Metazoa, Mollusca, Gastropoda, Planorbidae. Gene Ontology annotation, biological process: synapse organization. Gene Ontology annotation, cellular component: neuron projection membrane. The transcript is spliced from 10 exons.
UGGCGCGCGGCCCUCGCUUUGCGGUGUGGGAGAGAGCUACCCGAUCAGGGGAGGACAAGUCUGCCGUAUCCUUGCAGUGUAUAACUUCAACUUUUGGCCAGGUAGUUGAGAAACGAACUACCAAAAAAAAAAAAAAAAAAGAAAUUAAAAACUGACAGUUGACUGAAAUAAAACAAAAAAUGUUCACACUAAAAUCGUGUCUCGUGUAAGAAUGCAAGUAACUCUGUUGUAACAAUGUAAUGUGCUCACAGAUUGGCAAGUGAUAAUAAUAGUUGGUGGAUUAUUAUUUCGAAUGUUGCAAUAUUGUUGUUAAUUAAUACUGGAUUACUUUCAUUCAUUGGAUAUAUGUGUGGAUUAGAUCAUUUCGAUACAAUUCAGUGUGAAGACGUCAAGACUAAAGAGAGGCCAACAUUGACGUCCACUUUUGUAACCGUUUCGUCUCUACCACUGGAAACCAGCAAGUUGGCCUAGACUGAAAAGACAACCCAGAAAGGAAAGAAAGAAAAAGGAGGAGAUAAUCCAUACAGUGGGGGCAAAUAGAAUGAAAAAGUGAAAGCUAAAAAUAAAAGAAAGAAAACUUGGAAAGAAAUAAUAAAAAAAAAAAAGGGGUUUUAUUUCCACGUCUGUACCGGUGUGACUGUUUAAUGAAGCUAGACCUAGCGGCAAGGGGAAGUCACUACCUAUUAAAUACCGUUUUGCUUUCGGAUCAUUUGCUCCCCUAUUCACUCGGAGUGUUGCCGGUGUUUUGACCAAUGCUACGGAAUCUAAGCGUCGGACGUUGAUGUGUCGACGAGUGUCUGUUGAGGGAUUCUAUGAUUCCACGCGGUGUGUCUAGCGGAUUGAAUAACCUGGGGUUUUAUUUUUUUGCUUCAGUCACAAUAACGUUGUUUUCUUUUCUGGCACAGUGAUAUUUCUGGAGAGUGCUGUGUUCAACUCGCCCUAAGCAAAGUGGUUUUUUGUUUGUUUGUUUUUUGAGAGAGGAAUCAUUUUCUUUUGGAUUUAGAAUCUAGCAGUGAAACAGAGAGAGGGAAAAAAGUAUAUUCGAUGUUCACUAUGGGAUUAUGGAAGCAGCAUGUCCUGCCACAUCCAGUGUGGCGAUCUUCUCGUCCUUGGCGGUGAUUGCUUGUGUGCUCGCGGGGUGGUGGGGGCGUUCAUUAUGGAGUAUACCAGCCCUGGUGGAAUAGCUGUAGCCAAAUUUUUAGCUGCCGUGACUUCGCUUGUCAUCCUGGGCGUCGCGGUACUGGUGCCGCCCACAAAGGGCCAGCACCACGACGUGCGCCACGGCAGACAUUAUAACAGACACAGGAUCCAUGAUUUGGACUAUGAAGACUCUACAGUGGUCAUGCCGCCACAGUUUCUCAACGUCAAACACAAUGUUACAGUAAUAGAGGGAGACAUGGCCACCUUACCUUGCGCUGUGCGGAACCUGGGUACCAAACAGAUUGCCUGGAGAAAAGUUGGUGAUAAUCACAUCCUAACAGUUGGUUCAUUUACAUGGGUCAGAGAAAAUAACAUACAGGUGGACAAUAAAUUUGAGGAUGGCCAGGUGUCCCGAUGGAACCUCCUCAUUAAGGCUGUGAAGAAGGAGGACGAAGGGACCUACCAGUGCCAGAUCACAGACAAGACUCCUUUAAGGAUACACAUCUACCUGACUGUCAAACCCCGACCUCCAGUGAAUAAAUCAGGUAGGAAAUUUGUAGCGCCACGGCUAACAGAACCCCAACUUCCAUCCUCAGUUUUUAAUCUGACGGGCACGGAAUUCGUGGACCGUAACGACCCCAUUCUGUUAGAGUGCAAGGCCACCGGCGCCACCCUUGCACCGGAGAAAGUCGAUUGGUUCAAAGAUGGACUCAAACUGGACACAAACAACAGAGACCAUCCCAGAAUCCAGUUGGAAGAGUACACUUCCUUGCAGGAAGAACGCACGUUGAUUAGCAAACUUCGUAUAGAACAUGCUGACAUCAACGACAGUGGUUUGUACAUAUGUAGGAUCUCAGUCUCUGAGGUAGCAUCUAUCAAGGUGACAGUGUUAGUAGCGGACACAACCAAUGUAAAAAGAGGUACAGGUGCCCACGAGGAAGAGGCCGGGUUGAAUGGUCAUUCAGCGGCUACCCAACACACUUCCGUCGUGCUGACGUUGUCGUUCUUCUGUCUACUGCACAUCCUGUUGUGACAGUGUCAUCCUAGUGUUGCUGACACCAACCACACCGCACUGCCCAUCCGUGAUCAUGGGACACCCCUUUCACUAAACAUGCAGGAGACUGCGUAUGUCUUCGUGAGUUCUUAAUGAGAUGUUUUUCUAUGUUUGGACAUUCUGUGGCACAGGUCAGUAGAAGCUCAUUGCAAGACAAGUCUACACUUGAAGCCGUCAAGAUUUUUGCUAGGUCCAACUUCGGCGUCAACUUGGAAAACGAGAACGUUAUUUGUGGGGCUUUUGACUAAUGCCAGCAGUGAUAAAACUUCUACAGAAAGUGCAACACUUCUCCAGAUUAAACGCAAUUCUUCUUAGACCCCAAAAGACAUCGUUUCGGGAAUAUCCGGGUCACUUGUGUGCAACACUUUAGAGCUGUGCCCGAUCAGUAGGAUUAGCGUCAAAGCAUUUACUGAUUUACGAAACUGUACAUUAUCCAAGUAACUAAAAGUGAAUAGUGUAUGGUCAUAUAUACGUCUAAAUUCGUUAUAUGAUUAUAUUUAAUCUUUCUAUGAUUAUACUUAUGUCUAACUUCGUUCCGUUUUAUAUUUAUUUAUAUGAUGAAAUCCAAACUUCGUUUUAUGACUUUGGAGUUAUCAAGUGGGUUGAUUGGAUUCUAUGACGUUUCGCUAUAUUAUAUAUGUAUAUAAAGACUCGACAUGUACCUAGGAAUGAGCAUGUAAAUAGUAUCAAAUCUGUUGUUGUAUAUUGUUAAAUAUUUCAGAAUAUUUCAGAUCAAUUGUCACACUGUCAAAAUUGUGUUGUUGUUUUGUUGUGAUCAUUUGUUUGUUAGGGUUGAUUUUAUCACAGACUUUGUAUGUUUCUAGUUGUUGUUCUCACCACGUGUUUGUUUGUUGUUUCUUUGUUGCUGCUAUCGGGUUUUUUGUGUAUUUAUUUAUUUUGGAGUUUGCGUGUCUGUUUCUUAGGUUUGUACAUCUGUCAUUGAGUGUUUCUCUAGUGACAAUGUUUGGGUUUUCAUUGAUUUGUUAAUUUUAUUAGUUAAUUUGUUUAUUUGUAACUGUUAUUUUUUAAAAAUUGGGGGGGGGGGGGGGGGCUGACUGCUUUUGUUGCGGUGUCUGUGUUUUGUCGUUUGUAGCUGUUUUUGUUGUUGCAAACUGUGGAUGUUAGUUAGUAAAUGUUGCUGUUGUGACAUGGGUUUGUGUGUUUGUUUGUUUUAAUCUGUUUCAUUCAAAACCGUAGUGCAAUCUGUUCUUUUAUUUGUUCCAUUAUGAAUCAAACUGAAAGCGGUUCGUAAAAAUGUGUGUGUGUAGCAUUGCUCAGGGGUAGGUGUACAUGUGUGUGUGUGUGUGAAUGUGUAGUGAGAGGUACAAUAAAGUAGGUAGGCAUUGCCUUUCCGUGUUGCCCUCCUUAGAAAAACAAAACGCAUCAAAUCCCAUUUUUUCCAAGCCUGCUUGCCCAAACGAUGACGAUAUCAACUUGGUCAAAAGGUAACAAAUACAAAACUUUGCUAAAAACAAAAAAGUUUGUAUUUUUUUUUUACACAAUUUCAGUCAAGGGGAGAUAAUACGGUUUGACUUUCGGGGGCAUCAUGAAAGAAUGAGUUAUGUGCAGACAUUUUUUUUUAAUUAUUUCAAAAGAGGAAAAAAAAUGCAAAUACGUUGCUUAGAGACACCAUAAUUUUAGUUCUGUAUUUUAAGUAAAUAGUUUGUACUAUAAGUAGCUAUAGUCAGUCAUCUACACCAAGACACCCAAUAAAACGAGAAGUAAUACUGAUGACACAUUUUUUUAUAUACUAUGACAUUAUUAUAUGAAUAGACAUACACUCCAUUGAUUUAGAUUCUAUAGUUAGUUUUAGUACUUUAUCAGUUUAGAAUUUUCUGUCUUUAAAUAUAUAUAUAUAUAUCUGAGAAAGAAAGUUACAUAAGCCUCAUGUUAUCAAAGGUACACAACUCGUCAAAUCACAAUAUUUUUUCUGCAUCCUUCACCGAGUGUGAGUUCUAGUUUAAAGGGAGACAAAUGUGUUCAGCGUGCAUAAUACGUAUUUGUAAUAUCAUUGUAAAUAUACUGAUGUAAGUAGUUACUACAACCUUUUUGUAUUUGAACUAAAGUGUUCCCUAGUAGUAUUUACAAACUUUUAUUAUUUCCCUUGAUUACGCUCUUACAUAUAGAAGGGUCGGCAAGCAUUUGCAUUCUUUCAAAUUCUAGAUCUAUAUGAAGGGAGGUAAUCAUGAUAAUGUAUAUAUCUAUAGUGUAGCUUCAAAUUAAAUUACGUUGCUGUUAAUUGGGACAUUAGUUUUCUUUGUUGUUGAUAUUGGGCCUAUUAGUAAUUCCUAAAAGCUGGUAUUUUUAUAGGUAAGAUAAAAUAUGAAUGAGUAUUUUAAACAUAUAAAUAGAAAUCAACACCUAUUUUAUGUACCAAUAAAAAUGAAUCAGAUCGGACUGGAUUAGACCAAUGGUGUUCCAGUCUGCCCUACAGACAGGGUAGUUUAAAUUCCGACACUCGUGUCGCGGGCCACAUCAUCGAAUAGAUACAAAAAAAAAAAGAAAUUGAGAAUAAACCUUUUUAAAUAGUUUUAUUAGAAACCCGUAGCACUAUUUGGGCUACGUACACACGUAUGUCUAUUAUGUAAGAUCAGUUUCAUCUGUUUUAUUAGUGAAACGUUUGUCUACUCUGCAUCGCUCUAGAUUUCUCAAGCAAGGAUGUCUGGCUUUGUAAGGAAAUCAGCUCCAUUUGCAGAUCUGUCGGAACAAUCUUCAGUGGGGAUAGGAGUAGCGGAAUUAUCCAGGAAUCUCAACUGUCAACACUUGUCAUCGAAAAAACAAACGUCGUGUUCAUUUCAAUAAAUAAUAAUAUAAAACUUAGAAUAUACUACAUUAGAAUCAAAUCUAUCCAAGACAAAGUUAGAGUCCUAACGUAAUAACAAAUAUAUUUUUCAAACUUUUUUAAAAAUUGCUUCACUUUGUGUCGAUGUUUAGGCGGGCCGGAUAAAGCCACGUCGCGGGCCGGGUGUGGCCCGCGGGCCGUAGUUUGGGCAUCACUGGAUUAGACAAAUCACAUCAAUACAGAGAUUUACAUACAAAGAAUAAUUAAAAGCUUCUAUGAUGAUAGAAACCACAAUUUUCACUACAUUAAAACGACUCUGUGUCAAUUUCGCUUCCAAUUUCGUCUUCUGACUUAAAUCCAAACUCCCCCCCCCCCCCCCAAUCACCUAUGAUUCGGUUUAAGAAAAGAAACUGAAAACAAAUUUUAAAAAAAAAAAAAAACAUUUUUUAAUAAUUGAAUAGCUAGAGAAAUCUUCAGCUCUUAUGAUCUGUAGCCCCCCCCCCCCCCAGCUGACCUAUAUUGUAGAGCAGAACUUUAUUUUCUUAGACCAGUGUACUUUCAAACCUUGUGUUCAAUACCAAUUAGAUCUAAACUUAAUGUGUUAAGUUUCUUUUAAAGUUGAAUUAAAACUAGGACAGACGCAAAAAUAGAGCGGUGAGAUUUAUAACAAAUGAAUAUUUGAUUACAGCAACAUCAUGAGUAAAAACACUAAAUUUAGAGUUUAGAGAUACCUUGGGACAGACAUAACACUAAUACAUAAAACACCGAACUUGCAAAUACAAAACCUAAUGAAAUACACAAAGAUAAAGGCACGUGUUUUUAUUCCACAUGCUAUGCAGUAUACCCACAAUCGAUCCUUCUUUCCUUAUGCUAUUUAAGCAUGGUACAGGCUUCCUAAAUAAGCCAGGGAGUAAAUAAUGGCUUAGCAGAGUUUCUAAUUAGCACAACUAGAUUUUGACACAAGGAUAUCUUCUCUUUUUAAUGGAAGGUCUGUAAUUGAUAAGAUAAGAUGGGAAUUAAGUAGGUCACACGUGUGUAUAACUAUUGUUAUAGUAAAACGUAUAUUGUAAACCUAAUUUAGCGUACCGUAGUUAUACGUAUUGCCUACUCUAACAUGCCAAUGAAUUGUUUUAUACUAAAAGGUUCAAGUAGACGUUUGCUAAAGAAUCACUUCAGCUUCACAAUGAAGACUUUCGCCUAAACUAAAACAGUUCAAUGUGACAUCAUGUACAUGGUAGACAAGAAUUUGGAUUUGUUUCUCUUUACCAAACAAGUUCUACAUUUUUAUUUUAUCGAAAAUCUAAUUAAUCUUUUGAUGGAUUAAGAAAAAGUCAAAACAUAUUUGCAGAAUUAGAUUUAAGGUAAUCUAGUAAAGAAUAAAAAAGGUCUCUAUUAGGUCGAUAUAGGCCUCUAUUAGGUCUCUAUUAGACCUCUAUCAGCUGUGAAAGUUAAAGAUGCAAGGAAAGUGACAGGCUACAAGAGUCCUAAUCACAGACCUUUUAAAGUCCUUACUUUCGCUUCAACUACCUCAGAAUCUCAAGACCAAAUUGUAAUUACCAAAAGUAGGUCAAAAAAUGUGAAACUUCCCAUUUUGUAGAAAUUGUUUGAAAGUUGUGUUUAUAAUUAUUAUAACCCUCUAUAGAUUUCUAGUCAGAUAUAGACAUAUUAAUUCUGUGUUUCAAUUUGGAUUCGACUUAAGUGAUAUUAUUUCACGUUUUGUGUUGAUUUAAUUGAUAGUGGACAUGUCAAGAACAUUAUUGUAAGCCUUUCAUACUCUCGUCUCACUUGGUGUGAAUCUAGCGUAAGCCUUUUCAAUAGUUUGUACUUUGUAUUGAAAUGUUCUGUUUCUGAAACAGUUGACUCUUGAUAGUCCGACAAUUCGCAAUCCGACACAUUUAGUUAUACGAUGCGGCGCCGACGUAAAUUCGUGUUAUUGACGUAUACUGUGCUAUGUAUAAUUGUAAAGUGGAGGUAGGCUUUGUAAUUUAGUGCAAUAUGUGAAUAAUGAAAUCGUAUUUUUAAUUAGAUCAAUGAAUUGUCUUUUUUGUCUAUUUUUCUAUAUACCUUAGAAAGUCUAAAAGAAUAUCUCAUUAAUUCAUGAAUAGAUUUUUUUUUUUACCUUAGUAUAAUUGAACACUGACCUGCAACGUCGCAACCUCUGGGCCGUUUAGACCAAUAGCCUGUUGCCACGUAACGUCUGUACGACCUGGCAACGAGCUAUUGGUCUCCACUGCCCACAGGUUGUGACGUUGCAGGUCAGUGUUGAGGCCUUUUAUAACGAUUGGUCUCGAUUAAAUUCCAGCUAACCUUUGGUAGUCCGACGUUUUCGGUAAUCCGACAGCCCUACGAUCCCACAACCGUCGGAUUAUCAUGAGUCAACAAUACUAUAUUUCCUGUCUGUUUUGUUUGUUCCUGUAUUAGGUGCUGCGAAUUAUCAAUAUGAAGAUAAAAAGAUAUAGUUUUAAAUUCAAACUCAAAGUUGGGCCGAGGGUCGACAAAGUUCAUAAAAAAAAACCUUGCUCACAGAGCAAUUGGAAAAGGUUUUGUGUAGUCGAAGGGAUGUGUUCCAAGUUCUGCUAACUCAUGUAGUCAACACACGUGUGUGCAAACUAAAUGUUCAUAUUUAUUCUAAAUUUGUCCUCGGAUUUAAGUGUGUACUGUGUUACUGUUGGUUUUUAUAGCCAAGAUUUCUGAUGACAAAAAGUUCGAAUCAAAGAGUGUUAAAGAGCUCAUUCAUUACAUGAACAUCCUCCUCACAAUCAUACACAAUCAUACGCAAUCAAUUUCUAUUUCUUCUUUGUUUGUCCUCCUGUUCCUCUUGUGUGGUUAUCCUUCAGUGUCAGAAUGGUGAAUUGAAUAAAGAUUUCAAAUUGCCACAUUGCACUUUGAUUUUGUUUUAAAUGUUGGAUUUGGUUUGUUUUUGGUUUUUUUUUUAGCGCUGGUCGUUGAUUCAUUUUGUUGAAGCAUUGAGAAACGUGUACCGAUUAUUCUGUGAAUGUUUAGAACAAAAAAUGACAUUGGAUUUAAAUCAGCUUUGAUACUUUAGUCACUUUCUAAGCUACAGGAAGGACUAUUUAAAACAAAAUGGAUGUUCAGAAAAAAAAAAAGUUCAAUCCUAUAUUUUACAUAAUUUACAAAAAUGUAUUUGUCUUUGAUUUUGUGUGUUUCAAUUUAUUUUUCAUGUUACUUGAAAUAAAACUAAUUAUGUGUC